AUGAUACCACACGUACAAGAAAACAGGGAUGAUUUAGAUGAAAGAGAGUACAUUUAUGACACUGAUAAACAUAAAAAGAACAAGAAAUGGUUCAAUUGGCUGCUAUUGAACAAACCAUUGAAAGCUAUUAUAAUUUUCUCAUUAGCCACAGUAGUUGCACCACUACUACUUUACCACUUUCUAUUCCACUCAACAUCUACUAGGGAAGGAUCCUGUUUGAUAAGAAGAGAUGCUAGACUUCCAUGCGGCCCCGGUAACGUUACUGAAGCAGAAUGUAGUAGCGAAUGUUGCUACGAUCAUACAAAUCGUUUCUGCUUCCACGUAUUCCCAUCAAAAUUCACCUAUGUCUUAAACGAAACCUGGAGAGAAGAAGUCUUCUUGUCACCCAGAUUGGCUACAGUGCCAUUCGGAUCUCAAAGAAGUUUAGACAGGAUUAGAAUUUCUGUUGAUGAAGUUUCCGCUACACAUUUAUCUUUGAACUUUUAUAAAUCUGAUGAACAGAUAAUUGGAAGAAGAAUUAAAGAGAAGAACUAUACAUAUGCCAUUUUAGGAGAGAAUUUAAAUGUUGUUGUUAAUGCAACACAAGGAAACAUCUUCAACACAGCACAUGGAACGUUUAUAGCAGCAAAUGAUAUUUGGGAACUAACAUUUAGAAUUACUAAUGAAAGCAUGUUCGGCUUAGGGGAAAUACCUAUUUUACCCGAUACUGUUAAGGUAAUUUAUAACCACAAAGGAGGAAUGACUUCAAUACCUUUAAUAUACGCAAAACUAAAUGACUGUUAUCACGGACUUUUGAUAGAUACCAUGAGCCCUACCGAAGUAAUUAUUAGGGGAGAGAAUCAAAUGGUCAUCCGCAGUAUUACUAAAACUGGGCUGAAAUUUCAUUUAUUUGUGGGACCAACGCCAUCGGAUAUUAUGAGAGAUGUUAUGAUUUUGACCGGGAGGAAAAAAAACUUUGAAUACUGGAUGCUGGGUCCUCAUUUCUGUAGUGACAAAACGACCCUAGACGAAUUAGGAACGUUCAUAAACACUGCCCAACAGCAGUUUAUGCCUUUUGAAAGUCAUUGCGGAGUCGCUCAGCCAUCUUUCAGCAGUGAAUGCAAUAAUACACAUGUACAGCUGGUUAAUGAUGGUGCCAUGGCACUGAGGAACCAUAACAGAAAGUUUGUGCCCCAUGUUUCACCUUAUAUUCUAUAUUCGAAACCAGAGGUGUCCGAUAAAGAAGUGACUACUGAAAGCAGUUCCGAAAAAAGUCAUGUAGUAUUGUCAAAAUCAGCGGAACGUUGCUUCAACGAUGAGGAAUUCGAACAAUAUAUAAUCCGUGACCCCGAUGCCGAAAAUGUCUAUAUCGGCCUUGUCGACGAGCGAGACGUUAUAUAUCCUAAAUAUGACAAUGUCAGCGAGGCAUUUAUGCAAAAACUGUGGAUAUACGCAGAUGUUGAUGGUGUUGUCCUGAAAAAUAAUUGGCCUUUAGACGAAUCUGAGAAAAGUGUUAACCUAACACAUCUUUAUUUGCCAUAUUUUAAUAAGAACUUUGAAACAGCUUUCCAAUAUACACCUCAAUGGAAUGCCACCAGACCUGAAAGAUAUCUUUAUACACACAAUGAUUAUGGAAACCAAUUUGCGACGGCGUUUAAUAUGGUCAAGAAGAAUAUUCCAAUUAUAAGUACAAGUCAAUGGAUUAACGUAAACAUGGUUCUUAAUCGCCAAAAUAUAGAAACGUCCUGGGCUAGUUUUCAUAGAGAACUAAUUGAGGGCAGUUUAGCAGGCAUCUCUGGUAAUUGGUACUGGUCUUCUCCUGUUUGUGGAGAUACAGAAAACAUUAAUGUUCAUACUCAAAAUAGACUUUGUGCUAAAUGGUAUAUGGCAUCCACGUAUUUUCCGAUGAUACAAAUCAAUUCUAAAGAAGUUAGAAGAGAUCCUUUAGCAUUUACUGGGAUUGACAGAACUCACAUGAUUAGAGCUUUAAGAACUAGAGCGAGUAUUAUGUCCUACCUCUAUUCAGUUCUUCAGGAAGGGCCUCUGUUAAGGCCCAUGUUUUACCAAUUUCCCUCUAUAGAAGAACUGACAACUAUAACUACUCAGUUUUCCGUGGGAGACGAUUUACUAAUAGUACCAAAUUUACAUGCUGGCCAAACGCAUGUCCAUGUUCGAAUGCCUCCCGGGCAGUGGUUUGAAUUCGGGAGUGGUUUUAAACUUGAAGGCGAUGUAGGACAAACAGUUACAAUGACCACAACGGAAGCAGAUUUCUUGACUUUGAUACGCGGUGGCUCCAUCAUGAUACAGCAAACGGAUACUGGUUCAACGGUUGCUGAUACUCAGUUCGCUCCUUACACCCUUCUUGUUGCACUUGAUUGUGAAGCUAAUACUACUACAUGCUCAGCUCAGGGAAAAUUUUACAUGUCCCCUGAUAUGGUAAUAUUGUUUGAAGCAGAUCAAACUACAGUGAACGCUACUGCUGAGGGUGAUAAUUUUGAUGUUUUUUGUGGAUGGUCCGAUAAAUUAGUGUGGAAUGAAGACAUUUGGAAGUCUUCACUUAAGGUGCUCGCGCUCAUGAAACCUGAAGAAAGUCAGAAGACUUCUACCAAGGAGAAACCAACUAGACACUUUUCAAACCCAGGACCUAGAAUGCCGAACAUCAAAAUAUUCACCGGUACAUCUCACCCAGAUAUCGCAAAGAAAAUUGCAGCGAGACUCGCACUUGACUUAGGUAGAGCUACCACGAAGAAAUUCAGUAAUAAAGAAACCAACGUCGAAAUAGGAGAAUCAGUACGAGGUGAGGAUGUGUAUAUUGUUCAAAGCGGUUGUGGAGAAAUCAAUGACAAUCUCAUGGAAUUGUUUAUCAUGAUAAACGCAUGCAAAAUUGCGUCAGCUUCUCGUGUGACUGCUGUAAUUCCUUGCUUCCCUUACUCCAGACAAGAUAAAAAGGAGAAAAGCCGAGCACCGAUUACUGCAAAGUUACUGGCUAACCUGGUAUCAGUAGCUGGUGCUGACCAUGUUAUAACAAUUGACUUACAUUCGUCACAAAUUCAGGGAUUCUUCAACAUACCAGUAGACAAUCUUUACGCAGAACCAGCAAUAACCAAAUGGAUUAAGGAGAAUAUUCCUGAAUGGAACAGUAGUGUCAUGGUGUCUCCUGACGCGGGCGGAGUAAAGAGAAUGACUGCUAUUGCUGAUCGUCUAGAUAUCGACUUUGCCAUCAUACACAAAGAGAGACAAAGAGCUAAUGAGGGUGACUCAACCGUCCUUGUAGGAAGUGUGAGAAAUAAGACGGCCAUAAUGGUUGACGAUUUAGCGGAUACGUGUGACACUAUUCUCAAGGGCGCUGAAGCUUUGUAUGAGGCAGGAGCUAACAAGGUGUAUGCUAUCCUUACGCAUGGAGUGUUUGCAGGUAACGCUAUUGAAAAAAUCAAUAACUCCAGAUUAGAAGCUAUCGUGGUGACCAACACGAUUCCACAGGAAAAACAUAUGAAAUUAUGUCCUAAGAUUCAAACUAUUGACAUAUCUGUGAUGUUAGCUGAAGCGAUAAGACGCACUCACUACGCGGAAUCGCUGUUUGAUCGACGCUUACACUUCUCUUUAGUUGUACUCUGCGCUACCAAGAUACUGCAUUGUGUGACGGAGGCUAAAGUCUACAAACUGCUAACAGUUCUCAAAAUGCACACAAUACUUUACAAAACAGUUGGAAGUCCACCCGCAAGAGCGGUAAUGAUGUUAAUCGAUAUUCUCGAGUUGAGCAUCGAUCAAAGAGAAUUAAACCCGGUUUUACGAGAACAGGACACACCCGAACUGAAAAAGAAAAAUCCGAUGAGGACUAUUCCAUUGCUGGACGAAGGUGAUUACUGGUUGGCAGAUAGCCACGCUAUUAUGAUAUAUCUUCUAGAAAAAUAUGGCAAACCAGAGCAUGCGUCUUUGUAUCCGAAAGACCUUAGAAAACGUGCUACCAUUCAUCAGAGACUAUUUUUUGACUGCGGUAUUUUUUUUCCCAGACUGAGAUCUAUUAUGGCACCAACCUACCGUGGCAAGCUCGCAGAGAUGACGAAAAGCAUGAUUACGAACGUAGUUGACGCUUACUCAAAACUUGAAGAUUAUUUAUCCGAGAAUAAAUACAUGGCGGAUGAUGUAGUAACCAUUGCAGAUUUAAGCAUAAUAUCGACUUUAGGUUCCCUUGAAGGAUUAAUACCUAUUGAUGGAAAAAGGUUUCCAAAAUUAAAACAUUGGUAUCAUAACAUGAACAAGAUCGAUUGCUGCCAGAAGAUCAACAUUCCGGGAGGCAAGCUCCAUGCCGAUGGCUUGAAGGAAUUAAUGAAUAACACGAAACAUAAUCAACAAUCUAAGUUAUGA
Messenger RNA from Arctia plantaginis, 4344 nucleotides. NCBI's taxonomy places the organism in Eukaryota, Metazoa, Arthropoda, Insecta, Lepidoptera, Erebidae. The record is from the annotation of a GenBank genome assembly.